Kogia breviceps (pygmy sperm whale) is the source of this 933-nucleotide messenger RNA. RefSeq names its product vesicle associated membrane protein 4 (gene VAMP4). Lineage: Eukaryota; Metazoa; Chordata; Mammalia; Artiodactyla; Physeteridae. Gene Ontology annotation, cellular component: trans-Golgi network; membrane; SNARE complex. The record is from RefSeq and is a predicted model, not a curated record. Gene Ontology annotation, biological process: SNARE complex assembly; Golgi ribbon formation; vesicle-mediated transport.
AUGAGCGGGGGUGCAGCUGCGGCGGAGCGGCAGGCGCCGGGUCCGCGGCCACUGUCUUCCCCGUCACCGCUUUCUUUCUCGUCUUCCCACUCCUUCCUCCGCCCGCCGAGUGCUGCCCGCCCCGGAGAGCUGCCCGGAGCUCCCCGGGAGACUCAGGUUUUGUGAAUAACAUCUCCAGGCUGUGUCCAUCCAAGUCACUUAUUUCCGUGAAACUGCACCAACCAAGACUGCUGAUGAGAGAUGAGGAAGAGGAGUCAGAAAGGGAACGCAGGCUGGGAAAAGGGAAGCCUCUGCCCAGAUUCAAGCUUUUUGUGAAAUGAAAUACUAGGGGGUUUGGUGUGCUUGUUGUUUGCAUAAAGCAAAAAAGAAGCCAACAUUUUCUAAACAACAGGUGGUGAAGACUUAUUUUGCUGAGAAGUAGAAGAGUACUUCUUCAUUAAAAACGAUGCCUCCCAAGUUUAAGCGCCACCUAAAUGAUGAUGAUGUCACUGGUUCUGUGAAAAGUGAAAGGAGAAAUCUUUUGGAAGAUGAUUCAGAUGAAGAAGAGGACUUUUUUCUAAGGGGACCAUCUGGACCAAGAUUUGGACCUCGAAAUGAAAAAAUUAAGCAUGUUCAGAAUCAGGUGGAUGAAGUCAUUGAUGUCAUGCAAGAAAAUAUUACAAAGGUAAUAGAAAGAGGGGAGAGACUAGAUGAACUACAGGACAAAUCAGAAAGCUUAUCGGAUAAUGCAACUGCUUUUAGCAACAGAUCCAAACAGCUUCGAAGGCAAAUGUGGUGGCGUGGAUGCAAAAUAAAAGCCAUCAUGGCUUUGGUUGCUGUUAUCCUUUUGUUAGUGAUUAUCAUUCUUAUAGUUGUGAAAUACCGUACUUGAUUUGAUGACAGAUCUUCAUUAAAAUCUGGGACAAUAAUAAUAAAAGAUUGCUGCAUAAUUUA